AAGUACUUCCCAGUCUCCAAUGCUCAAAGACGUACCUUAAUCAAGAUUGCACUGCCUGUCCCUUUCAUGGUCUUUUCCCUUCGCAUAUAGCUCCAAUCCAUCAUGAAGGUUCUUCCUCUCUUUCCACUUUUCUCUGCAACGCUAUGCCUUGCGACGGCCAUUCCCUCCCAGCCAGCUGUCUGUGGCCCCGACGAGGCGGUCAUAUUCCUGAGCAAUGGCACCACAACCACCGUCAAGAAGGCUGAGUUGGCCUCGCACUUGCAAGGCUUCACCUUCCUUUCUCCGGAGGCAACCGAUAGCACCUUGCCACGGCUGCUCAAAUCCAACACAUCCCCAUCCAACCAUACCAAGCGCGGUUCCAACACGGAGCUCAUCAUCCCGCUCCCUGACCUCGACUUCCUCGGAUGGGAUGUGGCCAUGUCGACCAUCGUGCAUGCCAACCAGGCCGCCGCCACUGUGGCCAUCCAGGCUGGCCAGUCGAUCGCCAAUAGCAUCACCACAGGCAUGUCCGCCGACUUCACUCUCGUUAAGGACUUCCUGUCUGCGUCCACUAGCAUCAGCUACCAGGAGACGACAACCAGCACGGUGACUGGCACCGUCACUAUGACCAUCCCAGCUAACAAGUGGGGCGCAAUUGUGAGCAACCCCUUGACCCAUCGGAAGAGAGGCUACGUCUUCACGGGCCAGCCGGGGGGCGGGCAAUUCGAGUAUUACCAGGCGGACUCCUUCAAUGACGCGAGCUUCAACCUUGAGGGAGGGACGCUGUCCUGGGUUAAGGGGGUGGUGACGACUUGCUUGGGUGAGACAUAUCCGUUGGCGCGAUGCGUGGGCGAUGGUAGUCUGGAGUGAUCGCUUACUGCUCGGAGUCUGUGCGAGGCAGUGUUGUACUGUCCCGCUGGUUAAAAACCUUCAGUCUAGAGGGGUAGUUAGGGCUCUGGCAUGGGGGCUCAUGGAACUUGAAACUUUAUUGACUGCAAAAGUAGCCCCUGUCAGAAGGGACUCUGAUGUAAUGUGCAAAGUCAACAUAAUAAAUAGCUUUUUUAUACUGCUUUUAUUCCUUUCUAGCUCGUCU
Molecule: messenger RNA, 1072 nt
Organism: Aspergillus uvarum CBS 121591
Lineage: Eukaryota; Fungi; Ascomycota; Eurotiomycetes; Eurotiales; Aspergillaceae
Exons: 1
Coding region: 103-849 (248 amino acids)
Source: RefSeq, a predicted model, not a curated record